UUCUUGCAUAAACCAAUUUUGUUUAUCCAGACUUGACCGUAUGGAAUGGGGCUGGGUCUAGGCUUUGGGCUAGUGAGGGCAAGAAUGUGUGUUUACUAGAGGCAGCUUCCCUGGCAACAGCUCUGAGGAGGGAAGCCUAAAGAAAGUGCGGGAGUGUGCUCACAAUGUGAAUGGCAGGUUUGAAGAUGCCGGGGGUGGACCUGUCACUGUAAUACUUUCACAAACUGAAGCUGCUGCAGUGGCCACACCAGUCACCUAAAUCAUGGCUAACAAAAACCACGCCGGACACAGAAGGAUAACAGAACUGCAGAUCAAGAUUGAUGAGCUGCAAAAAACAAACCGAGGCCUAGAAAAGCAUAUUGAACAGCUACAUGAAAGCAAGGAGGUUGCCAGUAAUCAGGUGGAUAUCCUAACACGUAAGAAUGAGCAGUUGUGUGAAGAGCUGACCGAAAUAGACAAACUAGCAGAACAGCUUGAGAAAGACAAAGAGCAGCUUUUGGAUGUUGCAGAAAAAGAACUGGAGGAUGCAAAGAAUGAGAUUCGCCAGCACCAGAGAACCAUAGAAAAUUUGGAGCACACCAUCAGCAAUCUUACAUCUGAUGCAAGCCUUACUAAAGAACAACUUGAGCAUGCAGAAGUUGCACUCAAAGAAAAACAGGAUGAGAACAGGACCCUAAAUGUUCUCGUAGACCAGCUUCAAGAUGAUCAAAACAGACUACGCAAAAAGAUUGAAAAGCACGAGAGAUCAGAAAAGAACACAGUCUUAGCAUGUGAGAAGAGUAAUGCUAUGGCUCCUUCUAGACUUGACUCCUUCAUCAAAUCAUUGGAAGAGGAACGAGAUCACUAUAAAAGGGAAGCAGAAAAUCUGAGGAAAACCCUGCGACGUCAGAGUCUUAGUCCCAAGCGAGCUAAUACCAAUACCCAGUUGUUACAGUUAGAGUCAGAACUCAAGAAGACCCUUCGGGAACGAGAUGAGUUGCAAACAAUGCUAGAGAAAUAUGAGCGUCACAUGGCAGAAAUUCAAGCGAAUGUAAAAGUACUGACAUCAGACCGGGACAAAGCCAACAUGCUUUACGAUCGGGCACAGCAGGAGAUAACACAGCUUCGAAGAGAAUUCCUACGAUCUCCUAAGACUCCCAAAUCCAGUGUAACAGCACAAGCCAUACUGCAGCGUGUGGAAAAUGAACGUGACAUUGCAACAUCAGAUUUACGAAGAAUGACCACAGAACGAGAUAGUUUAAGGGAGCGGUUAAAGAUAUCACAAGAGAAUGCUAUCAGUGACAGGGCUCACUUGGAACAAAGAAUAGAGGAGUACCAAUCAACCAUCCGAAUAAUGGAGAAUGAACAUGCAGAACUGAAAUCAAAGCUGUCUCUAAUGAAGGAAACCUUGGCAUCUGUGGAGAAUGAACUGAAAAUCCUGACAAGCAGAACAAUAGAUACAGAAGGUGAAUUAAGUAGGCAGAAGGCAGAAUGUGAGUCACUCAGACUGCUGAAUGGGGAGACUGAACAUUCGUUGGAAGAGACUCAAAGACGCCUGUCAGCAAAAAAUAGCGAACUCCAAAUUGCACAAGAGAAGCUUAUUAGACUAGAAGAAAAACUUGCUGAACAGUCAAGCCACUGCUUCAACCUUCGUGAAGAGAUUUCCUUUCUUAAGGGUACAAUAACAGAACUAGAGAAGGAAAAGGAUUCUCUAAUCUUUAGUGUGGACAAGAAGACUGAGAACAUUUCUACACUGGAGGACAGCAUUUCAGUUAAAGAUUCUACUAUCAAAGGUCUGAGAGAUGCACUUAGUGAAAUUGAAAGCAGUGCCCGGCAAUCUGCAAAGACUUUGAGUAGUCAUGAGCAAGAGAUCAGCAGGUUGCGCCGACAGCUGGAUGACAUGAGUGAUGAACUCACAAAGACAGGAAGGGAUAGAGAAUCUGCUUUUAAGGAGAACUCUUCUCUGCAUGACCAACUUUCCAAAAGCAAACUGAAUAUACAGACACUAAAUAGCAAACUAAAGGACUCUCAAAACGAGCACGAAGAUAUUAAGCUAAAACUUCAGAGUGCAAAAGCUGAAAUUGUAAGACUCGACAGUUUAAAUAACUCCAAAGAAAAGGAGUAUCGAGAUCUUUUAGAAAACUAUCGUAGAGCAUCUGCCCAGUCAGAAAGUUGGGAGAAUAAGUUCCACCAAAUGGAAAGUGAAAGUAGCUCUGCCAAACUGGACCUCAUGGGUAAAGAAUCCGAAUGCAGAUUAUUGAAAGAAAGAGUAGAAUCGCUUGAAAAAGAGAUUGAGCAAUAUAUAACCUCUGAACAGUCCCAUAAGUCCCAGAUGUCUAACUUGGCCAAAUCUGUUACACGGGUGGAAGAAGAGCUUCGCCAGGCUAAGGCUGAGAAAGUUACAAUUCUUGAAGACUUGGCAUCUACAAGGGAGCUUUGUGUUAAGCUGGACACAAGCAAAGAAGUUAUUAACCGCCAUCUUUGUGCUAGAAACCAAGAUAUUGAGAGGUUUCAGGAUGAAUUAGAAUCAUCACGCUCAGAUAUUGAACUUCUCAGAAAGCAACUUGCCAGUGAAAGAAUUUCAGUAAAGAAUUUGGAGGCAUUGCUGGUGUCUAACCAAGAAAAGGAAUUCCAGUCCCAAGUACAUGCCCAAGAUCUGGACUCAGAGCUUCAGCUUCUUGGAGACAAACUGGCCUUGGCAGAAACCAAACUUGGAACCCAGAGUCGGGAAGCAGCACAGCUGAGAAACAAGUUAAACCAGCAGGAGGCUCAACUAGAAAUGACAAAGAGGCAACUGUCAACUGAACGAUUUGAAAGAGAACUUGCUGCAAAGGAGCUUCGAAGGCAAACAGAUUACCAGGCAACUUCUACUUUAAGGGGGUCCCUGAGUCCUUCAAGACUCUCACCAGAAUAUACCUUUCGACCCUCUGUACGGACAAUUCAGUCCCCUGAAAGAACCUUCCGGUCACCUGAGCGUAUCUCCAGGUCUCCAGAGAGAAGGAGUGUGAUGUUCCGAAACUUUUAACCCAUGGACAUUGAACAGAAAUCACUAUAGCCUAAUAAGUCAGAUUAGGCUGGAAUGCUUUAUUACUUUGUAUUAAGGUGAUACAUAGCUAUUUGCAAGGAGUUCUGUAUACUUUGUUUUAAUUUGUCACUGACCAAAAAAACUGUUUGUUUUGCACAAUCCUGUAUUUUUACAAAAAGCUAUGCAAAUUUUAAACGCAAAUAAUUUACACUGGGACACAAGUGUCAUUCAAGCAAGGCAGAAUUUCACAGAAAAUAUUCUCCUUAGAUAUUGCAACUUUAUUCUCUCGCCAUCAGAACAGUCUUUGGCCAUUAUUUUCCACCACUUUAGGCCCUGUAUAUUGGGUCAUUAGCUUAUAAAGCAAAACUAGCCAUUGUUGGCUCCAUUCCAGACAGGGCAGUAGCUGCAAGGAACCUGUGUGUUUUGCAUGUGCUAGUGUGGUUUUCCUUCAUGUACUGCAUUUUCUUCUCACUCUAAAAACAUGCAGGCAGAUUAAUUGGUUAGAUAAAACUGAUUAUAAUGUGUGAUAUGUGUGAUAGGGACCUUAGAUAUUAAGCACCACAGGGGCAGGGUUUUAUGUGACUAAUGUAUAAUGUCUAAAGUUUUGCUGAUGUCAGCACUAUAUAAAGAAAGGUUAUGAAAAAUAAUAUCACUCACAUAAAUACACACGGUUUAACUCAUACAUCACUAUUAUAUAGAAAAGUUUCUUUACAGAGGAUUAUUGCAGAGUUUAAAAACAAGUUAAAGCUAAAAAAAAUCCCAAGUUGAGCACCCUACAUUGUAGUCAAAAGUCAAAGAUACCAGUGUGCUUAGCUGUAAUAGAGAGACAGGAUUUAUAUGGGGUGAUAUCUUAUUUCACUUGGGGUGCCAAUAUGUUAAGCAGCCACCUGAGAAUUAUAUUGCUAUUUUUUUCCACCAGCUUGUCUAAAGAGAAGGAAAAAAAGUUAGCAUGAUAAUUUUUUCUGAACUUAAAGCCCCACACCUCAAUCUUACCUGUAUUUGCCAAGAAACUCUUUUAUCUAUCUAGACUUGCACAUAUGCUGUAUAUUAAAAUCAGAGAAAUGUGCUGUACAGCAAAUGCUCAAGUCUAAAUAGGCUCAAUGGAUCCCUGAGAAAAAAAGGAGCUCUGGCCAGGGAAAAAAUCAGCAGUUUAAUUCAUUGGGGGGGGUGCCUAACAUAUUCUUGCACCACCGUGAAUUAGACUUUCCUUGUCCUUUAAACCACCAUCAUCAAGUUGAGGAAAGCAUUUUUCCCUCGAGACAGUAUGUGAAAGAUGGAAACCCACCAAGUCCACCAACUGUUACGCCCCUUAUUUGUGCUUCAGAAAGGUUUUUGUAGAAAGAAAUUUGCUUAACAGCAUGUGAUGGAGGCAUUGUGGCGAAAUUGUUUUCUCUUUAUUUACAAAAGGGUGUUGUCCAGCUGAUUUGAAAAGUGCUCCUUUUUAACAAAUGGCCUGAAAUAUUUUCUUCUAGAGAUCAAAAGACCAUUAUAGUUUAUAUUUGCAAUAAAUUAUAGCUGAGAAAUAACCAUGUCAAUCCUUUCAUGUCAAGCAAGUCAGAAACAUUUGUGGUGCCACAACCUUUUUGUGUGUUCUUUGUAAAUUACAUAUAAAGAUUGUUUACUGCAAUGAAUUUCCAUGUUAAGCUUUUCAGAUAUAAUUCAGCAUAUAUUUAUUCGAUAAAUUUGGUGAAUGUGGUUUGGGAAAGUAAGGUUUUUUUUUUGUACUACUCAGAAUUUAAUAAAUUACAUUACUUUUUAUUUUUA
Messenger RNA from Xenopus tropicalis (tropical clawed frog), 4768 nucleotides. It is a transcript of the gene tsga10, whose product is annotated as testis specific 10. The transcript has 20 exons. Gene Ontology annotation, cellular component: centriole. Lineage: Eukaryota; Metazoa; Chordata; Amphibia; Anura; Pipidae. Bases 263 to 3004 code for a protein of 913 amino acids. The record is from RefSeq and is a predicted model, not a curated record.